AUGGUUAUAACUACAAUUAGUAUGGAAAGUGAUGUACGACGUCAAUAUAAUAGACGAGUACUUUUUUGCAUUCGUGUAAGAGGAGCUGCAUUACUUAUUGGUGUAUGGGAUUUAUUCAUUCAUUCGGCAGUACUAUGUGCGUUGAUCUUGAUGUUUCGUCAAUCACCAAAAAUGAUGAACGAUGUGAUACAGACACAUGGUCAAUAUUCUAAUUCACAUGAAACACCAUUAGUGGAACCAUAUUUUAAAGAAUCAUCAAAUGUGUUGAUGCAUAAUAAAAAUUUUCUUUCAAGUAAUAUUCUAUUAAAUCGAAUUCUUGAAAAACGUAAUGUUAGUCAUACGUCUACGGGAUUAAACACUAGAAAUUUUUAUUCAAGUUUGGAUUUCAUGACAGUUAAAUGGGCAGCAUCUCUUAGUCAACAAGACAAAUUGCUUGUAUUUUUCAUCGUUUUUUCCGCAACAAUUCUUGUAUUAGGACAUAUUGUUGGUAUUUUAAUUAACAAACCAUCAUAUAUAGUUCCAUACUUUUUAAUCAAAGUAUUUAAUGUUAUUGUUUCAAUUUUAUCAAUGCUUGGUUUUUAUGCGUAUAUGUCCGAUAUUAAAGCUUGGCUUCGAAUGCAACCAGAAUUUCCAUUUAAAGAAAAUUUAAUGCAACUUGAUGCUCAAACACUUCAACUUGUUGUAUUUGCUUUUCUUCUUUUUAUUAUUUUGGCUAAACUUUAUAUCGCUGCUGUCAUAUGGUACUGUUAUAGUUACAUAACAGCAUUGACAAUGGCUCGAACUAUUGGAACAAUUACAACUCAUAACGAUGAUUCACAAACAAUCAUGGGAGACAUGUAUUCACCACCAAAAUACGAAGAGGCUAUUAAAUCAAAUUAUGAUGAAGACGAUAGUUAUUCACCGCCUCCUUACACUCCCUUACUUCAGUCAUCAACGUAA
Messenger RNA from Rotaria sp. Silwood1, 939 nucleotides. The record is from the annotation of a GenBank genome assembly. NCBI's taxonomy places the organism in Eukaryota, Metazoa, Rotifera, Eurotatoria, Philodinida, Philodinidae.